Messenger RNA from Sander lucioperca (pikeperch), 1982 nucleotides. It is a transcript of the gene vdac1, whose product is annotated as voltage-dependent anion channel 1. The record is from RefSeq and is a predicted model, not a curated record. The transcript has 9 exons. Gene Ontology annotation, molecular function: voltage-gated monoatomic anion channel activity. Lineage: Eukaryota; Metazoa; Chordata; Actinopteri; Perciformes; Percidae. Gene Ontology annotation, biological process: monoatomic anion transmembrane transport. The coding region runs from base 157 to 1008 and encodes 283 amino acids. Gene Ontology annotation, cellular component: mitochondrial outer membrane.
AAGAGGCCUCUGCUCCUUGCGUGACUUGUGACGUACGUGACGCAUGGAUGUAUUAAGAGAACGUGACGCCGCACCACGGCACGACCUCCCUCUUCUCUCCUCCCUUUGUGCAGUUGACAAGCCCCUUCUCAGCCAGGACUGGAACACGCAGAGAUAAUGGCUGUACCUCCCACCUACAUUGACCUUGGCAAGUCUGCCAGGGAUGUUUUUACCAAGGGAUAUGGCUUUGGGGUCAUCAAGCUGGACUUGAAAACAAAGUCUGAGAAUGGACUUGAGUUCACCAGCACAGGCUCUGCCAACACUGAGACCAGCAAGGUCGCUGGAUCCCUGGAGACCAAGUACAAGUGGGCAGAGCACGGGCUGACCUUCACAGAGAAGUGGAACACCGACAACACCCUGGGGACCGAGAUCACCAUUGAAGACCAGUUGGCUAAGGGGCUGAAGCUGACGUUUGAUUCCUCCUUCUCGCCAAACACUGGCAAAAAGAGCGGCAAGGUCAAGACGGGCUACAAGUGUGACCACAUCAACCUUGGCUGUGACGUUAACUACGACAUCAAUGGUACAGCCGUCCAUGGCGCAGCAGUAGUGGGCUACGAGGGCUGGCUGGCCGGCUACCAGAUGACCUUUGAGGCUGGCCGGAACAGGAUCACCCAGAGCAACUUUGCGGUUGGAUUCAAGACGGACGAGUUCCAGCUACAUACGAAUGUAAAUGAUGGCACGGAGUUUGGUGGUUCCAUCUACCAGAAGGUAAAUGACCAGCUGGAGACAGCCGUCAACCUGGCCUGGACUGCCGGAAACAGCAACACCCGCUUUGGCAUCGCUGCCAAGUAUCAGAUUGACCCUGAUGCAUCCUUCUCUGCCAAGGUGAACAACUCCAGCCUUGUGGGCCUGGGCUACACUCAGACUCUGAAGCCAGGAAUCAAGCUGACACUCUCUGCUCUCCUUGAUGGCAAGAACAUCAACGCUGGUGGCCACAAGCUUGGUCUCGGCCUCGAGUUCCAGGCGUAGGAGGAUGAGGCAGACGCCCGUCCAGUCCUCCCAGCACACACGCACUCCCCACCAAAAAAAAUCCAAAUCCUUUAUUGAUUAGACAACCCUCACAAAACCCCUGUGUCCCCUAGACAUGCUACAGCUGGAGGCAAGACAGCAUAAAGGUCAAAUCGUUCUUGCAACGAUCUACCAAUUUUAAAGGACCACUUUAAGGGAACAUUUUGAAAAUAAGAAGCUGAGUUCAGAACAAAACUAUUACCGUUUAACAAAAAGUUUUAUCUUGAAUUGUGUAGCUUGCAAAGAAAACGUAACCUUGAGUACAGUCAUGUUUGUCAUUUCACUACAUUCAUACACAAUGCUUUAACUUGUCUCUCUACUUUCCAAUGCAGAUCAAAGGGAAAGGGCAGUCAGAGUACACUUGAGUAGUUACACCUCCAAAUGGUGCUGUUUCAUAGCGCCAUUAAGCACUCCUUUCUUAAAAGUUGUAGUGGUGAAAUAAUGAUUUUAUUUCCACGAUUCUGCACUGGAGAGCUCUUAUGUCUGUCUUGAUAUAUUAUACAAUGGGAAGGGUUAGUUGUCCCUGAGGUAUGAAGCUGUCAUUAGCUCUUAGAGACACUACACUCCAGUGUGGACAUUCUAUGUUUUCGUCUCACUUGUUUUUUGUGUCUGUGCAUUUGGUGUGAAAAAUGUCUUUUGUUACAUAUAGUAAAAUCUUAUUUUAUUGACAUUGUUGCAUAGUUUAAUCCACCUGUGAAGUCUCACGAAGGCAAAGAACUGUCAAUUCUUCCUGGUUGAGCAAAGGAAGGGAAACCUGUCAUGCACACAGUUAAACUUCUCUGGAUAAGAGUUACAGUACUUCUUUGAGGGGGGAUGAAAAUAAUUACAGUGGACAGGAAAUGGUAGUCUUCCAAAACUGGUUAUGGAAAAACAUGCUUAGGUGUAUUUGACAGUAAUGUCAUUCCCUGAAUUAAAUAAAGAACACCUUGAACCAG